CCUUUUUUUUUUCUUCCCACAAAGUUAUUGCAAAUUGCUGUUAUCGAACUGUACUGAUACAUUCGGGGGCUCGUAAGCGGGUGCCGCGGAGCCGCCGCUGCUCCAACUUCCGGGGCCAAGGACAAGCAUCAAAACCUAAUUUUGAAGCUUUCAGCGAGCGAUAUCCUCGAGAAAUGACUUCGCUUGGCCUCGAUACUACCCUUUUCUCUCGGGGAAGUACGAGGCAGCGCUGCUCCUUGUUUGGUAAGAGCAGGUGCUGCCAUGCGAAGCCCAUCGAUACCAUUUUCAGAGCUUCUGCUGCUCCAAGCCUCGUUAAAGCUCCAUCCACCGAACACUCAGGCGUCUCUUUUCCAAUCUUGGUAAAUGGUUGCACUGGAAGAAUGGGUAGGGCAGUUGCUGAUGCAGCUGUUUGUGCGGGCCUCCAAUUAGUUCCUGUAACAUUCAGCAAUUCGGAGAAGCCAAAUAGAACUUUACAAGUUGGCAAUGUAGAGAUUAUGAUCCAUGGUCCAUCUGACAGAGAGAAUGUCCUUUCUUCCAUCUAUAAUGAAUAUCCCAAUGUUAUUGUGGUUGAUUAUACAGUUCCAGAUGCAGUGAAUAGAAAUGCUGAACUUUAUUGUAAAUUAGGCUUGCCAUUUGUCAUGGGCACUACAGGAGGAGACAGAGAAUUGUUGUAUAAGACAGUAAGAGAUGCCAAUGUUUAUGCAGUAAUUUCUCCACAGAUGGGGAAACAGGUUGUUGCAUUUCUUGCAGCUAUGGAAUUAAUGGCUGAGCAGUUUCCUGGAGCGUUUUCAGGCUAUUCAUUACAGGUGAUGGAAUCUCAUCAAGCAGGCAAGCUAGAUACAUCUGGUACAGCUAAAGCUGUUAUUUCUUGCUUUCAGAAGCUGGGUGUCUCAUUUGACGUGAAUAAGAUAAAAAUGAUCAGAGACCCUAAGAAACAACUUGAGAUGGUGGGUGUUCCUGAAGAGCAUCUCGAAGGUCAUGCAUUUCAUAUGUACCAUCUCACUUCGCCCGACGACACCGUUUCUUUCGAGUUCCAGCACAAUGUUUGCGGUCGCUCAAUAUAUGCCGAGGGCACCAUUGAUGCUGCCAUAUUUCUUUCCAAGAAGAUCAAGUCCAAGACUGACAAAAGAAGAAUAUUUGACAUGGUAGAUGUCUUGCGUGAGGGAAAUAUGCGGUGAUUCCUGUUUCUUUUUAAGGCUUCAUUUUUCCUUCUGUUGAGUUGUGCAAGUUUGCGAUAAUGGUAAUCUGUAGUGAGGCUUAUUUAUUCCAGUUGUUUUGAAAGCUGCUCUUUAGGUGACAUAGAGCGCCAUAGAUUUGCUUUUGAGCUAGUAGGAUUGCAUUAGUGAACCAGUAUGAAUAACUAAGCACUUGAUGAUGAUGGACAAUCCAUACGCAAUCCAAAACAUUAGUGUGGCUUAUGUUGAUGUUCUCAUGGUGUUUGGAGUCUACAGGAGUGGCAUCCCUGGUUGCAACUUUCUCCUGUUGCUCCACUUUAGCUUUCCAUGAUGGGUGUUAUUAUUGUCUCCGGAGUUUAAUCCUCGUAUUUACGAGAGAUUAUUACAUGUGGAGUCUGAACACAACUUUUCGGUAGGACUCUAAUCAUUGUGAAGA
Molecule: messenger RNA, 1611 nt
Organism: Dendrobium catenatum
Lineage: Eukaryota; Viridiplantae; Streptophyta; Magnoliopsida; Asparagales; Orchidaceae
Product: probable 4-hydroxy-tetrahydrodipicolinate reductase 1, chloroplastic
Exons: 8
Coding region: 174-1178 (334 amino acids)
Cellular component (GO): chloroplast stroma
Molecular function (GO): NADPH binding; 4-hydroxy-tetrahydrodipicolinate reductase activity
Source: RefSeq, a predicted model, not a curated record